Molecule: messenger RNA, 9863 nt
Organism: Bicyclus anynana (squinting bush brown)
Lineage: Eukaryota; Metazoa; Arthropoda; Insecta; Lepidoptera; Nymphalidae
Gene: Neurl4
Product: neuralized-like protein 4
Exons: 31
Coding region: 276-5123 (1615 amino acids)
Molecular function (GO): ubiquitin protein ligase activity
Source: RefSeq, a predicted model, not a curated record
AUGCCUCCUCCUCUUUGGUCAGCUCAUGUCAUGUCUGCUUGGUCCAGCCGGGUCGCAUUAAUACCAAUUACCAAUUAUUACAAUAAACUAGCAGCCUUGGAGGACUUAGACAUAACUGUUUCGGUUUCGACGAACGUAAAAUGGGUGCUGACAAUUGCAUCAAGUAAUUGUAAUAGCUUUUAAUGUUAGUGAAAUAUGGUGACUGUGAACGUUACUGCAUUUUAUUGAUCGGACCUUCGGAUAUUAUGUAGACAGUGUGUAGUGGUGGUCCCAAAAUGAGGUUCCAUAGACGUUGUGGUGAUCGAGUGACGCUUUUGCACGACAAUACUACUGCUAUUAGAAAUUUUGUCGAGUUCAACCAUGGACUGAUAUUAAGCGCUGAACCAAUAGCAGAUGAUAUUUUAUUUGAAAUCUGCAUUGAAAGAAAGGUAAAUGUGUGGAAUGGCAGCUUGGAAAUUGGCGUUACCACCUUGGAUCCUGAAUAUAUGGAACUGCCCGCGACGGCCACCAAACUUCGGAAUACAGCCUGGAUAAUGUCUGGAAGUUCAAUAGUCAAAGAUGGAGUUACUUUAAUAAAUUCUUAUGGGCCAGAGUUGGAUACUCUUCAUGAAGGUGAUACCCUUGGAGUAAUGAGAACAUGCAAGGGAGAGUUGAUGUUCUUCAUAAAUGGGAGAUGCUUGGGUACAGCGGCAAGGGAGUUGCCUUCAAGACUUUUUGCUGUAAUUGACCUUUACGGUCAAUGUGUGCAGGUGUCUGUCAUUCAAACAAAUGGUGUGCAAACUAUUAUGGAAAGCAGUUUGGAUCAAAUAGAGGAAGACCCUAACAAUGAUGACACAUUGACAUCAAGUGAAGAUGUAGCUCCUGAACCAUCUCAGCCUAAAGAUGACUUAGAUAUUUUUGUAUCUAUGCCUGAAGAUGACGCCUGUGCUAUUGUGGCCCAUGAUCGUUUACGGUUUCAUCCAAGAUGCGGCAUUCUUGUCAAACUGUCUGCUAAUAACAAGUGUGCAGAAAGAGCUCGACCAUUGGAUGACUACAACAAUGGGGUAGUAAUGACUCACAGGCCGCUUUAUGACAAUGAGCUUUUUGAGAUCCGAAUUGAUAGACUUGUGGACAAAUGGAGUGGUAGCAUUGAGGUUGGUGUAACUACUCAUAACCCAGCAACUAUGAGAUUUCCAUCUACUAUGACAAAUAUGGACACUGGUACUAUAAUGUUGUCUGGAUGCAAAGUACUCUUGAAUGGGCAUGGCACAUGUAUGGAGUAUGGUAACUUUAACCUGGAUGAAUUAAGGGAGGGUGAUACCAUAGGCAUGAUAAGGAACUCCAAUGGUACACUUCACUACUUCAUUAAUGGUAUUGACCAAGGUGUGGCUACUGACAAGGUGGAACAACAAGUAUGGGGUGUGGUCGAUCUAUACGGGAUGACUGUAAAGGUAUCUAUUGUGGAUCUCAAUGAUGAAAUUGAUAACAACAUUGAGAAUCUACCCUCCGUAUCCACUGCACCUGUACUCGAUCUGCCUGCAUCAAGCAGGUUUAGACCGAGGAUAGAUGAAGAUAGCCUUUUAUUUCAUACGCUGCGUGAUUCGUAUGUUAUUAUUAUUAACGAUGGUAAGACUGCUCAUAGGCCUAAUGCUUUCGAAUACUUCGACAACGGCGUAGUGAUGACGAACCGAACGCUGCGUACUAACGAGUUGUUCCAAGUGCGACUCGAUCUGGUCAUCCCCAAAUGGGCUGGAAGCAUUGAAAUAGGAGUCACGCAGCACACAUCAAAUGAUAUCAAAUUGCCAUUCAAAUUGAGCACUUCACUAUCAGGCACUUGGCUUAUGUCUGGUGAGGACGUAAUAAGAGAUGCGACGAUAAUUAUACCACAGUAUGUCAGAGAUCUCACUAGAUUAGUGGAAGGCGAUACUGUCGGGGUGAUGAGGAAGGAUAUGGGAAUCCUACACUUCUUUGUUAAUGGAGUAGAUCAAGGUCCAGCGGCAUUCAAUAUUCCGGAGCAUGUGUUUGGAAUUAUUGAUUUGUACGGACGUGUGGCACAAGCUACGAUAGUGAACGCGUACUUUCCACCGCCUGCCUAUUCUCCAGAAUCACCACUUUCCACUGAAUCGAACACUACAAUUUAUCCUGAAAUGUGCUUCCACCGGGUGCACGGGCGCAACGCGAGGCUGAGCCGCACGCGGCUGACGGCGUCGCGGUCGGCGGUGUACUCCGAGUUCAACGACGCGGUGCUCUUCAGUUCGCGGCCGCUGCGGGAGUGCGACAUGUUCGAGCUACGGAUCGACUGUAUGGUGGACUGCUGGAUCGGCAGCUUGGAAAUUGGUGUAACCGCCAUUCGUCCCGAUGAUCUCGAGGCAAAUGGCUUGGCAGGCACGGCGACUGAUCUUAACUGGGACACGUACAUCUUAAGUGGCGCCGCCAUGAUGAAAGAUGGCGAAUGCGUCCGUAGCGGAUAUCCGCUGGACCUUGACACGCUCACAGUUGGAAGCAGAGUUGGGAUGAUGUGGCACGCAGAUCGUAGCCUCCAUUAUUAUCUCGAUGGGAUGGACAUGGGCAAGGCGUGGUAUGUCCCGCACCUGAACAUAUAUGCAGUUGUAGACCUAUAUGGGCAGUGCACUCAGGUAACAAUUAUGCAGAAUGAAGAACGAGCCUUCAACUACAACGGCUGCACUAACUCGGAUAACUCCUUGUUAAGUAAUUCAAGAGCUUUGGCUUCGCCUCCACCACCGUACUGGAGCUUCUCUGAAUACUGUGGUGAUAAUAUGUGCUUAAUGCAUGACUAUUCCAUCGCGCGGCGUCUCAGGCCGGACCCGUUGGCUGCGUUGUGCUUCAGUUCCGCACACCUUGCGAUAGGCGAAAUAUUUGAGAUAAAAAUCGUCGAAUGCAAAUACGGGUAUGCAGGCAGUUUUCGCAUGGGGGUGACCGAUAUAAACAUUUUGAAUGCUCAUGUCAAUCGAAGCUUACCGCCCUCGGUCGCCUGCUUACCACACUACACGGCUUACAUCGACGGUAAAUAUAUGCGCUACUCCAAACCGGGCACAAGGCAACAAGAUCUGAAAGUGGUGGUGCCAUCGUUCGAGUGGUUGCGGCCGGGCGACAGAGUUGGCCUCAAAAAGACCACAGACAACAGAGUGCUGGUUUACUACAACUGUGAAUUGCUGGAUAUAGCUUUCGAAAGGGUGCCAGAUAAAGUGUACGUCGUUAUGGAGAUCUUCGGUGCUGUUUACAAGAUUCAAUCGGUCAAUCGGGGGAACCCUGUUACGAUCUUGCCACAAACCAUACCCAACGACGUAAUACAGAAGGUGGAAGUAGAAGAGGUGAUACGUGAGGUGCCGGUAACGGUCGACGUGGCCGAGAUGAGCAGUUCGCUGGUAGCUGCCGUCGCUGUGGUUGAGCCUCGUCGGAGACGCGCCGCGCUUCCAUACACCUUCCACUACAUACAUGGAGGAAACAUCAAGCUCUGCAGCUCAGACACUGUGGCGAUGCGCACUUCGGGCUAUCAAGACGCAGUCGCCAUAGUCAGUCAGCCGCUACGACGAGGUCACAGGUUUCGGUUUCGCGUGGACAAAUUGGACGACAGCUGGGAAGGCAGUCUGUCCAUCGGUGGAGUGCCGUGUCUGCCCACAGACAGCGUUCCUGACUGCGCCAUGCGGCUUGACCCACCCGCUUGGAUUAUUUCCAGUGAUUUGCAGUUUAAUGGCACUAAUCUGAUAACCCAUAUCGCGGCGGAACUAGAAGAGGUUUCGGAGCAGUCGGUGUUGACUCUUCAUUUCCGGUUCAACAGUGAACUGGUGGUGGAUAUUGAUGGUAACGUGCUAGGAGUCAUUGGCUCUGUACCUCGGACCUACAGUCAUGUAUAUCCCUUAGUAGAUCUUUACGGAAGAGUUUGCCAGGUCUCGGUGUUACUUCAUCCUUACACAGUUGUAACUGGUACAUCAUUGGACCUGCCUGUGAUAGCCGAAAAUCGCAGGGAGGAAGAGUCCUUAAUGGAAUUAAAUUUAGAAGACCACGAUGAUGAUCAGCAUCCAGUAGAGCGUGUUGACACAAGACUGCGUAAAUCCAAGGCUUACAGUCAAGACAAUCUGAUUGAAAAUUUUGAACCUCUCAUCCCUCAACCUGGCCCAAGUUCAGCGUCAAGACCAUUUGCAAAUGAAACGAGAAAUAGAGACAUCAAGAGUCAAACUCUGUGUCGCACUAUGCAUCACAGCUUGAUUCUCACGCAGCCUUCUUAUAACAGAGACACUGUGAUUCCGACAGUCCAACGAAGUCGUUCCACACAAGACUUUUGUCGCAUGUCCGACUCGUUUGUUGUCUCUGACAUGCUCCGACUGACCAACAGCGUUGGAUGCCAGGACGACACUCGAAUCCGAGACGAGUUUUGUGAUACUAACAUUCGGCACAACGAUCGUUAUCCGGAGGCCAACGAGGUGGACAAUAUAGACAAUGAAAUAAUCGCCGCGUUGGCAUUCGAAAUGGCAAAUUUGCCAGAUCUCACUGAGGAACAGUCUUCAUCCAUAGAUGAGUCGACGCGUCGUGAUGACUUGUGUUUGGAGCCAUUGACUGCGGAGAAUUUAAAUUAUCUAAAUCGGAUAUUGUGCCUGGAUCAAGAAGGUGGAGGUCAUAGUUUGGAGGCUGAGUGGGAGGCUUCUGGAGAAGGCUGCGAACAUUUGCAUCUAGUGUUGAAAUAUUGGAACUAUUUAGUGCUACCGUAUCCAGAGUUACGGCAGGCUGUGUCAUGGGGUCAAGUGAAGUGCUAUUGCAAUAAUUGUGAACCUGAAGCCCAAUCUCCUUUAGCGGGAUGGGUGCGUAUAGAGAGGAUCGACGGCGUGGGAGCGGCGGCGCGCGGAUUCUGGCAUAUAAUGCGGUCGACGCUGGUCGCGGCGCAGGCUGUCAGCGGAGAGAGCGGCGACGCGCGCAGGCCCCGCUCGAUGGCCUCGUCGCCUUCCAACUCUAUUUUAUUGGGUGAUAUUUGGUUAGAUGAAGAAGUCAAGCCACAUCAUACAAUUCUGGCGAUCGAGAUAGACAUUGAGGGCACCGAUGCAGAUAAAGACCGUCUCCUUGCCUUCUUAAUCUACAUGAAAUCAAAUGCAGUUUUUAUUGAAGAUGCUAUAAACAGUUUGGAUGAUUAAUUUAUUUAUAUUAUAUUUAGUAUUGGUCUUUUAUACUGCACUAAUCCAGUCAAAAUCCACUCACUAAUACAUAUUGUAUCAAAAAAUGUCCUAAAUAUUUCGACAAAAAGUUUUCUGAAACACAUGAUUUAUUAAAGUUUUCUAUGUCUUCUACUGUAUAUCGAGUGAUCGUUGAUUAAUUACUUUUAUUAAUGAAUACCUUAACAAGGGAAAUUAGAGGACUUUAAAUGGUAAACUUGUUCAGUCUAGUAUCUCACUGAACUUUAAUAAUUCAUCCUUGAAUAUUUAUAAAAUCUUCCUAAUAUUAAAAAUCUUAUAAGUCUGAUCUAAUCUGCUUCUAAGGUAAUCUAACCAGAAAAAUAAAUUACCUUUUAGCAAUAUGUGCUUAGUAAAGUUUUAGAAUGAGUGAGUUCGUUAUUUUCUCACAACAUGGCAAGGUUACAAGGUGCUCGCUAGUAUUUCCCAUAACUCUAGUGUUUAUAUUCGUUAUGGAAAAUUAAUUUAAAAUGUCUUAAGGAAAAUGUGUUCUAAAAUUAAUAUCUUCGGAGUAAAAAAUAUUUCUUUUGUAAAUAUAUCUUAAAUUAUGGCUAUUAAAUACAUCCUUAUAAUUAUGACGUGCCAAGUUUUACGUAUUUUAAAAUGGAAAAGGAUAGAUAAAGGAUAGCGGAUAGCCGAAAUUAUUGAAAACAUAAGAGUUUUUAGUAAAAAAAUACUAUUUAUGCAGUUCGACUUCAUAACUAGUAGCAGUGCACACCUUAAAGAAAUGGGAAAUACUCCCGAGUACCUUAUAUAUUAUUCUGGCCAGACUGUAUGUACUAUAUACAUAUAUUGUUUUUCUUUUUAUUCAAAGUUUUAAACAGUCUUAUUGGUUGUUAUUUUAUUAAUCAUGAUUAUUAAUUUGUCAGUAUUUCAAAUAUUGUUUUAUAUAUGGGAAUAUAAUUAUUUAGUCACCUCAGUAAAAUCUAAAAUUCCGUUGACGCUUUAAUGUACUCGUAUUUAGGGCUAAGUAAAUUAAAGGACUUCUUCAAAACUAACUAUUAUAGUCAUAUUAUGUACUCGUACUAGUAGUUUAUAUGAUAAAAUGACAGCCAUGCAUUUCUUUACAUUUAUAAUGCUUAUUUAGCAUUGACCUCUUAUAAUAAAGGGACGCACAAUCAUGUAGAAAAUUUCACUUCAAAACUCACCAAUUUUGUUUUGACAGUUAUAGAAUUAUUGGUAAAGAUAAUUAUACCUAAAGGUAAACAAUCCAGGUCCAAUAUUUAAUAAAAUUCCAAAUUCAGAGCAAAUUCAACCUUAAGGAUUGAGUUUAAGGUUGAAUUUGCAAAUGCGACUACUUGAAUUGAGUGCCAAGAAGUUGUGUUUGGCACUCAUUACUCGUCGUUUGGCACUGAUUGUGCAUCCACUUUUUAAUAGGAGAUCGAUGAUAUUUAGUAAGAUAUAGAAAUGAAACAUGUAUUGAAAUAUUUAUUAGGUGUUGGAUCUAGUGUGGUAUAAUUUAACUAUGGAGGAAUGUUAAAUUAAUUAUAUGUAACCUGUAGAGUAAUUAAUUGUGUUUAGACCUUAAACAAUACAUGAUAUUAUAUUAUGAUUGAUUAAAAGAAUUGUAAUUUUUGUCGAAUGUAAUGUAUAUUUAAACAAUAGUUAGUUCUUGGUACCUUGUUCUAGCCAUUUAGAUGAACAUUACAAGUCCAACUAACUGUGGGUUGAAUAGUUGACAAACAUUGGGAAAAUAUAGUUGGUGUAAUUUAAGUGAUAUUUAAUUUUGUUUUUAUAUUGUUUCAUACUGUAAAGUUAAACUAGAUCUAGAUCCGCUGGCCUAUUUACUAUUUUGGUCUUUAUUAUCAACAUACUAAAAUAAACAUCAAAUCAAUUGGCAAAAUGACAUUAACCUACUGUAUGAUAUCCACCAGUAGGCGCCGGAUGAAAUUUUUACUUAGAAUCUCAAUUUCGUAUAUGUCAACUAGCACACGUAAAAGAUAGUGAAUUAGCCCGCUGAUUUGCAUUUUGUUUUCAAGGUUUACACAACAUAAUACGUAAUUCAUUAUUAAGAUGAAAAAAAAAUGGAUUAACAGUUAUGGUACUAAAUAUUGCUGUAUUUUGGUAUGUUGAUUACUUCAUAAUAGUAAUACGUUAGUUAGUCAUGAAGUUAAGUCUAAAUGAGAGAUUCUCAUAAAUUAUUUUCCGAACCCAAUCUUCAGUCACAAUUCUAAAGUCCUUGUUAUAAGGCAAAUUUCACUUUUUAAACCAACCUUUGUUUUUAAACCAACCUUUGUUUUGUCUACACGUAAUCCACAUUUAAACUUCUCUUUGUAAUUUUCAAUUAUUAACCGACUUCAAAAUAAGGAGGAGGUUAUCAAUUCGUCUGAAUCUUUUUUUUGUUAGUUAUUUCAUAACUUUGUCAUUUAUUAACCAAUUUUAAAUGGUUUAAUUUUUUUUUGUUUGAACGAGUAUACAUACUUCCAGAUUUCCAAGUCCCAUUUUAUUAAACUUCACUUUUUUGUAAUAUUUCAAUUUUAUCUUUUCACGGAAGGCAAAAUUAAAAAAAAUCUCUUCGGUCGUUGCCUACGUUGUGAACAGGCGGGUUAGGGGCCUGUUCCAUUCCCAAUUCUUAUUUUAAUCAACCCUCUUUUAUCAAAUUUACAAGUAAGAUUUCUUAAUUCAUAGUUCAACCUUACUUCUUGAAAAUAAAUAUAAAAUAAUUGUUCUUGAAAAUAAAUAGAUCAUUAAUCUCACUAUUCAUUUUCUUCUCUUACCAUGCUGGCCCAAUGCGGAUUGGCAGACUUCACACACGCAGAGAAUUAAGAAAAUUCUCUGGUAUGCAGGUUUCCUCACGAUGUUUUCCUCCGCCGAUUGAGACACGUGAUAUUUAAUUUCUUUAAAUGCACACAACUGAAAAGUUGGAGAUGCAUGCCCCAGACCGGAUCCGAACCCACAUUCUCCGUAAUCGGAGGCAAAGGUCGUAUCCACUGAGCUAUCACGGCUCUCCAUUUCCAUUGAUUUUACGUUGGUGAUGAUGAUUGUGUUUUUCGAUUAGGCUUUGUUAGCAAUAUAAUGCUGUGAUUUAGUAUUAUGUUAUCCACAAAAGCUAGAAUAUAUGGCGCUUGCCUAGUUAUAGUGUUAAUUUAAUGUAUUUAUGUCUUUUAAUCUAACCUGCCAUAUCAAGAGAUAUAAGCAAUAUAUUAUUAUUGUAAAGUUAAAGGAGAUAUUCCUAAAUUGGAUGCAACCUAGACAUGGUUCUAAUGGAGAAAAAAAUAACAUAAACGAAUAAACUAUUGUUGAUUAUUAAUAUUUACGAAUAGCCAUUUAACAUUUAUCCAAUGAAUAUAAAUAUAUUUGUUUGUUCCAAGCAAACAAUCUCUAAUAUAGAUAAUAAUGGCAGAUUGAUAUACUCAAACAUGAUCAAAAAGCAGAUAUAAUCGUGUAAUAUCUAGAAACUUGCGAUUGCAUUUUUAUUUUUCAAUUAGUUUUUAAUUGCAUUUGUACACUUUUGAAUUAAAUCUCUGAUUUUAUACACUUUAGCAGUAUACAUAAAUGCCUGAAAUGGACUAUCUCCUUUAUUCUGCGUUUAUUGAUCUCAUGUUAGUUUACCAAUGUAGCAUAGGUUAGAGAUGUAGUGUACUAUUUAUUGUAGAUAGUAGCUGUUUCACAUGGCUUUUUAAAGCUCGAAUGUAUUUUAUAAAACGAACGAGGGUAGUUUUUUAAUGAAAACACGAAAUUUUAAAAACAAGUUUCACACCUUAUACAAUCUCAUAACAAUUGAAAAUUUGAGCAAGAAUUUUUGACACUAAAAUUCAAACUUACAAAUUCAAAAUGGCGCAUACUCAGCGCCUAUGUGUUUCAUAGCCCAUGUCACAAAACCAAAUUUUUAAUUGUUAAUUUAUAUGAUAGUAGAUAAAUUUAUUACUAUUUUAGUUGUAAGUUGAUGUACGAUAUAUACUCGUCUUUCUGAUUCUUUCUGUAACUAUAUUAUGAAUGUUUAAUCGUGAAAAUAUUAAACUGCAACCAAACCAACAAAAUGUAUGUAAACGCUUUAGAUAUUUUGUGUCUAGAUAGUAUUUUGAAUAAUAAUUUGUUUUAUUAUUACAUGUGGCAACUGUUUUAAUAUUAAAUAAUUGAGACCAUUAUUUUUAAUGGUUUUAAAAUGACUGUCUGAAUUAUGUAGAGAUGGAUAUUAGCUGAUUUUCCUAUUUAACAAGCGCAAUUGUAGGUCAUUUAGGAAUAUUACAUAUAUAUACUUCUACUAUCACAUGGACUUUAAAAUAAAUAAUAAUCGAAAUGCAUUAAUUUAUUAGCAAUUAAUUCGAGACCUUAUUAAUACUCCUUUGUAUAAUGAUGUAUGAGAAUUAAGAAACAGCUUUAUAUAAGUUUGGUGUUCACAUAUCUUUAUAAUAUAAUGAGAUAGUGCUUUUGAAAUUCUUAAAAAGUGAUUUACAAAUAUUACUGUAAUUGUUUACUGCUAUAAAAUAUGAUCCAGUUAAUUUAAACUUAACAAAAUAUGAGAAUUUGUUUUACAGUUAUUUUUAAAUUAAACUCAUGAAUCCUUUCUAUAGAGUGUAUUACAAUUAUUGCCUAUAUGAUUUUGUUUGUCAUUUUCACCGAGUAAUUUUUGUUUGUCUAUUUAUAUCAGUAUUAUUAUCCAUGGUAUGUAUAAUAAAUAAAUGCAUGUUUAACCUACCGGUAUCUGAUUUUUAUAACAAUCUAUGCCAUAACCAUUUAAAACAAUAAAACUAUUAUAUAGAU